AUGAAAGUGGUGAACCAGAUAAGGCUAUUGGGAGAUGAUUUACUUGAUAAAAGAGUUGUGGAGAAGUUUUUGAUUAUUCAAGCAAGCUAUAGAGUGAAGAAGCAUCAAUCUGAGAAGAAGAAGGUUGAAGGCAACAAAAAUGCUGGUAAAAUUGAUGGCUAUCCACCAUGUCCUCACUGUUCAAAAUGGUGUUGGUAUAGACCAGGAGUUCAAUGUAGAGCAUGUAAGCAAUUUGAGAAUGUUCAAAAGGUGUGUAAAAACCUUAAGGAGAAACAACCUCAGCAACAUGCACAGGCGGCUGAAAAUCUGCAACAAGAUCAGCAGGGAGAGCAUCUAUUCACAGCUACUAAUCACAAAAUGUAUAGUGAUAUUGGAACAUGGCUGCUAGAUAGUGGAUGCACACAUCAUAUGGCUUCGGACUCCAGUAUCUUUGUCGAAUUGGACAACACAUAUAAAUCAAAAGUGAAGAUGGGCAAUGGUGAAAAUGUGAAAGUAGAAGAAAUUGGUGUAAUUGCUGUGCAAACUCCAAUAGGUCAGCUGGUUGAGAAAAAUUAUACAUUGAUAAUCAAAGAUAGUGGCUGCACUAUAUUGGAUGGAAAUGGAAAUGAAUUGAUGACUGUUGAAAUGAAACAAAGAAGUUUUCCUUUAGAACGGAAAAGAAUGACCUCACAUACAUUUUCUAGCACUAUUGUGGAAUCCUCACUUUGGCAUAAACGGUUUGGAAAUGCAAAUUUCACCUCACUCAAGCAAUUAAACAAGCAGGAACUUUGUUGA
Molecule: messenger RNA, 774 nt
Organism: Olea europaea var. sylvestris
Lineage: Eukaryota; Viridiplantae; Streptophyta; Magnoliopsida; Lamiales; Oleaceae
Exons: 3
Coding region: 1-774 (257 amino acids)
Source: RefSeq, a predicted model, not a curated record